Messenger RNA from Gregarina niphandrodes, 801 nucleotides. RefSeq names its product PAP2 superfamily protein. Gene Ontology annotation, biological process: phospholipid metabolic process. Lineage: Eukaryota; Apicomplexa; Conoidasida; Eugregarinorida; Gregarinidae. Gene Ontology annotation, molecular function: phosphatidate phosphatase activity. The annotation marks the transcript as partial. The record is from RefSeq and is a predicted model, not a curated record. The transcript has a single exon.
GGCUUGCAGUUACUUCCGUGUGCUGACGACGCAGACUUCAGUUCCACAUUGUUAACAGAUGGACGUAUGUCGUGGCCGAGUGGGCACACAGGUACAUCUUGCUGCGUGUACGUCUACUUGUCAUGUUGGUUCUAUUUGCGGCUGGUGCCUUAUAAGAGAUUGGGUUUCUGGAAGUUUGCUGUGCCGUUGGUGAUUGUGUUGUUCCCACUGUUUGUCGGGAUAACCCGUGUGUUGGACUACCGGCACCAUUGGACGGAUGUGUUGACGGGGGGGAUAAUCGGGUCGGUGAUUGGUUAUCUGUCUUUCCGGUUCUACUACAAGUUGGAGAUGCCGCCGAUUUUUAGUCAGCCCAAAAUCUGUGUACCAGUGGGUCAUCACGAGCAUGAUGGGGACAAGGUAACAUCGCCGGGCUUCCACGACGGACGGAAUUCGGUGGGGAAUACUACAGGAGACACAGGUGCCGGAGAAUCCGUAGUCGUGCCCAUCCGUUCUGCCGCCACCGGCACCCCUCGAGUGAGCAAGACGCCCGACACACCCUUGCUCAACGAUCCCAACGCACAAUAUGAUGCACACCUCACACAGUCUGCCGAAACACACGCUAUCAACGCUGGACACAAACGCAUCAACACUGCUGAAGACUUCCAGUCCCCCAGUCCCCGACGAGUCACCGUCGCCAACGACUUCUCCGACCGCAUCCUCGAGGACGGCAGCAGACUCCGACGCGCCACCGAAGGCGCACCACCCACUGCCGAUCUCACACCCAGUCGCGAAGCACUCCUCAGACAUGAUGAUUCCUCGUAG